AUGUCUGACGAAAAAUACCAACUGUUGAUAGAUUGGUUGAAACAAGAUAAUUCUUUUUAUCUUUCACCAAAUAUUCAAAUUAUUGAGGACUCAUAUGGUGGCAUUGGUUUAGCAUGCAAGGGGAAAAAAUAUUUAAAUGAAAAGUUAAUUUCUAUUCCAGAAAAAUAUAUGAUCAAUAUUAAAACAGUAGAGAGACACGUUCAUAUGCAAGAUGAACUGCAAAAAGGAGACGAAAAAGAAAGAACAAAACCAAGCCAAAAUAUUUAUCACAAAAUAUUGCAUGAAGACAAAAAUAUCAUGCCUGAUGAAUACUCUACAAAUCAAUUAAUAAUUCUUUUCAUGUACGUAGAGAUGUUUAUUUUAGCCGAAAAAUCGUUUUUUUAUCCGUUUCUCCAAACAUUACCAACUUUUGAAACUUUCCUAUGUUCUGUACCAUAUUUACCAGAUUUAUUAAGGAUGAAGCAAUACGAAUUUAAGAAUAAAGUAUCUUACGCAUUUCUUAAACAUUCAAAUACGAUUAAAAGAAGGAUUAUGGAUGAUUGGAACACGAUUAAACACAUUUUAUUAAAUUUAAACCAUUCUCUUGAUGAUGAUGCCAACACUUCAGAUAAAUCCAGAAACACAAGAAUAUUUCAAAGAUUUCUUCAUGUUUCCAUGCUAAUAAAUUCUAGGUGUUUGUAUUACGAUAUAACUGAAGAAAAACAAGAUAAUUUCACUUUGGUACCUUUGGUGGAUUUUAUUAACCAUAGUGUUGCUGUGAAUGGAGGUCAUUGUUAUCCUAAAGUUAAUAAGUUGACUAGAUCCUUUGAAAUAUACUCUGGCUCUACAACAGACUUUGAAGGUUUAAAUGAAGUGUUUUUCAAUUACGGAGCUCAUUCAAAUGAUUUUUUACUCAGCGAAUAUGGGUUUGUAGUUCCGAAUAACCCAUCUGACUUUAUAGAUAUAACACCCAGAGUUCUAAAGCUACUAAAUCCCAUUCAGAUAGCCUUUUUGUCUGAAAUUGGGUAUUUGGGUGAUUACACAGUUACGUACGAAGAUAUAAGUUUUAGAACUAUUGUUGCAUUAGCACUAGUCUCAAUUACUGCCAAUAACGUUGCUAUAACAACGGAGCAGAAAAGUAAAAUGAUUAAAUUAAUUAAUGGAACAUUGUAUGAAACCUCCUUUAACUACAAGAAACUUCUACAUACAAUUUUACAAGAAGAAUUAGAUGAUUGUCAUGAAAAAUUAGAAUUACUGAGAGCCGAGAAAGAGGGGGGGAACAAAAUCAUAACAACAUUUAAUAGUAAUAUACAAAUCGUAUACGAGGGAUAUUUACAGAUUUUAAAGUCAGUGCUUUAA
Saccharomycodes ludwigii is the source of this 1338-nucleotide messenger RNA. RefSeq names its product protein-lysine N-methyltransferase (gene RKM2). The transcript has a single exon. Gene Ontology annotation, molecular function: protein-lysine N-methyltransferase activity. Bases 1 to 1338 code for a protein of 445 amino acids. Lineage: Eukaryota; Fungi; Ascomycota; Saccharomycetes; Saccharomycodales; Saccharomycodaceae. Gene Ontology annotation, biological process: peptidyl-lysine trimethylation; peptidyl-lysine monomethylation. The record is from RefSeq and is a predicted model, not a curated record.